Epinephelus moara (kelp grouper) is the source of this 975-nucleotide messenger RNA. Lineage: Eukaryota; Metazoa; Chordata; Actinopteri; Perciformes; Serranidae. The record is from the annotation of a RefSeq genome assembly.
AUGAUCUCAACACUUUUUACCCAUAUCAUCAACCCCUUAGCUUACAUCAUCCCAGUUCUCCUGGCCGUUGCCUUCCUUACAUUAAUAGAACGAAAAGUCCUCGGAUACAUACAAUUUCGAAAAGGCCCUAACAUCGUUGGACCCUACGGCCUCCUACAACCAAUCGCCGACGGGGUAAAAUUAUUUACUAAAGAACCCGUCCGCCCCUCAACCGCCUCCCCCAUUUUAUUCCUCCUCGCCCCGAUAUUGGCCCUUACUCUUGCCCUUACCCUAUGAGCCCCCCUUCCCAUACCAUACCCCAUCCUAGACCUAAACCUAGGAAUUCUUUUUAUCCUAGCACUCUCCAGCCUAGCAGUAUACUCCAUCCUAGGCUCAGGAUGAGCAUCAAAUUCAAAAUAUGCCCUCAUCGGGGCACUACGAGCCGUAGCACAAACUAUUUCCUACGAGGUCAGCCUAGGAUUAAUUCUUUUAAAUGCAAUCAUUUUCACAGGAGGCUUCACCCUACAAACCUUCAAUACAGCCCAAGAAACCGUCUGACUUCUACUACCAGCCUGACCUCUAGCCGCAAUAUGGUACAUCUCCACAUUAGCCGAAACUAACCGAGCACCUUUCGACUUAACCGAAGGUGAGUCAGAGCUAGUUUCAGGCUUCAAUGUAGAGUACGCAGGGGGCCCUUUCGCUCUAUUUUUCCUGGCAGAAUACGCAAACAUCCUCCUUAUAAACACCCUCUCUGCCACUCUUUUCCUAGGAGCCUCCCACAUCCCCACCACCCCAGAACUAACAGCUGUUAAUUUAAUAACAAAAGCAGCACUCCUUUCCCUACUCUUCCUAUGAGUUCGAGCCUCCUACCCCCGCUUCCGAUACGACCAAUUAAUGCAUUUAAUCUGAAAAAACUUUCUUCCCCUUACACUAGCUCUAGUCAUUUGACACCUUGCGCUCCCUAUCGCAUUUGCUGGACUCCCCCCUCAAAUCUAA